GUAGGAUACAAAACAAAAUGUUUGGUUUGUAUAGAAGAAAAAUGCGCUGGAACAAAAUAUAUAAACAUGUCGUUUUUCAUUUUUCUUUUUCAUUGUGUUUGUUUUAAAAUGGCCCGAGAUGGAAACAGAGCUGUUACGAUUACUAAGACCCGAGGUAUAAGCAAUAUAUAAAGUGUCUUAAAUUAUUGUUAUUUGCUAAACAUAGAUCUGUCUUUAUAUGUUGCCUCGUUUCCACAUCACGUGAUUACUUGAUUAGUACGGCCACUAUAGAUUAUAGACCUGCUUUACAUUGUUGCAUUACCUUGUUUACGUCAAAGUGUUAUGACCUUAGCGAGGGAUUUAAAUCAGACAGCUCUUUGCCUUUCUUUACUUCACAACGCCACCUCAUUUCUCAUAUACUAUUACUGUCUGAGCUAGUACUCAAUUGUGUUGUUUUGUGUUAAACGUAAGAAAAAGCAGGAAACAUAUGCAAGAGAAGCUAGAUAUGGUAGCACAGCUCCAACAACAAGAGAAAGUACAAGGCAAUGUUAAAGAGUCCUUCAGAAUGGGCAUUUAAUGUUGUUUUUGAGAAAAACUGGACUGGAAAUUCUGUUUUAAAGAACAGGAAAACUGAGGACAGAGAGAUGUAUAGGUGGCGGUGAUGCAACCUCCAAAACUAUGACUAGAUGCUGCGUAGUACUGAGAGGAAACCUGUUGAGAAGAAAGAGUUUUUGUGUGUGGAAGUACCAAUAAAGCAGAUGAUGUCAAGACAAGAUCAGGAAGGGUGCAUUAGACAGUUUUAAGAAAACCUGGUCUUUAAGAGGCUGGGAAGAUGAGAAAGAAUGAGAGACCUACAGUUGGCCAUAAUGUAACCAACCUACUUGAUUCCAACUUCCGUUAAACAACAAAGAAGAAGACGAAGAAGUACCCUCUUACUGAGUCCACAGGAUUUAACAGGAAUGAUCAGAAGUCUGCCGAAAGAAGUUCAAUCACUGUUGCGCUCCGGAGUCGCCGUUUUUUUGUUGCAGCAAUGCGUGGAAGAGCUUCUGCUGAACAGCAUAGAUGCUGGAGCAACAUGUGUGGCCGUGAAGAUAGACAUAGACGCCUGCAAAAUUCAGGUCAUAGACAACGGCUCAGGCAUGGACCGGGAGAACAUGGAAAGGGUUGGGACCAGGUAUUGCACAAGCAAAUGCAGUUCUAUUCAUGAUUUGAAUAACCUUUGCUUCUAUGGGUACAGAGGAGAAGCGAUUGCCAGCAUGGCCACCAUGGCAACUCUGGUGGAAAUCACCUCAAGACCCAAGAUGUCUGUGAAAACGUUUGUUAAAAGCUUUCACGAAGGUGAGGCGUCGGAUGUGACUGAGGCACAGACCACUCGCCCUUCGGCUGGGACAACUGUGCUUAUUAGUAACUUCUUUCACAACAUGCCGGUCAGGAGAAAAAGGAUGGACUCUGUGCUGGAGGUUGAGCGCGUUCGACAGAGAGUCGAGGCCAUAUCGCUGAUGCAUCCGUCUGUGUCGUUUACUGUCAAAAAAGAUUGUUCAGACACUCUUCUGGUACAGCUUCCCAAAGCCAGGAAUACUUACUACAGAUUUGUACAGAUACACGGACUGAAUAGAGCCCAAAAGCUCAGAGAGGUAAAUUACAGGUAUGGACAGUUUGAAAUGACUGGGCACGUUGGCCGAGAGGGACACUACAACAGCAGUCUGCAGUUCCUCUUUGUGAAUGGGCGACUUCUCCUUAAAACACGUCUUCACAAACUACUCGGCUGUCUCCUCAGACGACUGAGUAGUGUCCAAACCAGCAGUCCGAACUUCUCAGCUGUUAUGUCAAGUCCUAAACAAAAAGGCGGUGCUGAUUUACACGGAGCUUACAUCAUUAACAUCAAGUGUCCCUAUUCGGAGUAUGACGUAUGCCUGGAGCCAGCGAAGACCCUUAUAGAGUUCAAAGACUGGGAUAGUGUUCUCUUGUGCAUCGAGGAAGGAAUAAAAGUAUUCCUUACAAAGGAGAACUUGAUAUCAGAGUGUGCUAUGAGUGACGUACAAAACCUGGAGAAUGAGGAAAGUGUUCCAGGACCAAAUGUAAGCACUGAAGACAAGACAGACGUGGAACAACAUGAUGAGUUACCUGAACCAGGGCUAGCAAAUACAAAGUCAAAAACAAAUUCGUAUUCAGAUCCUGAAAAAGAAGCCGUAGACGCCGAUGCUGGUAAAGAUCUACCCGGGAAAGUUCCUGAAAAUAAUCAAAACGCACAGUGCACUGAUAGGAACGACGACACUUCGGCACUUUGUGUAAGCAGCAAUAAAUUGACACAUUGUGAAAAUUCCAAGAUUGCUAUCGUCGACCAUAAAGCGGCCUACGACAGUUUGAGCAAACUUGCUGAACCGAGUUUUAGCGGUGCGCCGAAGAGAAAGCUGACAUUACGUCAAGCUGGGAAUCCUUCAGACGGCUGUGACUACGGGCCAAAGAUCGCCAGGGUCACGCCCCGUCACAAAUUAACACUCUCUUUUGAAACAGGAUCGCUUGACAAAUUCAAAAGGAUGUUUGGAAAGGAGGCUGAAAUUAAACCUCAAACACAAAUCUCUGACAUUUUAUGUCCGACAGAUUCUUUUGACCAUUCUGGUUUGUGCUCAAGCAGUAAUUUAGACUGUUCCGACACUAUGCUGGUAAAAGAUAUUAGUGUAGAUCGCUCUUUAUUCAAGGAGAAGUCUGUCUUCCAGGAGUCUCAGUUUUCCAGGAACAGGAUAUCAUUAGCAACAAAGCUGUCUCGCAAGGUUGAACACAAAGAUAUGCAUGCCAAUGCCACAUUGUUUAACCCUGUACCACAAGAUACAGGCUCUAUAGAGACAUUUCCCAGUUUUCUAUCAGUGGUAAUGAACAAUGACGCUUUUUCAAAGAACUCCGUCGUUACAACUGAGCUGCAUGAGCGUGAGGAUGACCGUUCAGAUGAACCCACAUUCACUGCUCCCGAAGGACAAGAAAAGUCAACAAGCACCUCUACCUCCACUACAGAAGACACUGAGCUCACCGAAAAUACGACUUCCCUUGAGCCCGAUAUGCCACAAGGUCAAAUAGUUGACCUCGCAUCACAACAUGACCUAUCGCCCUGUAAAAAAACAGGAAAUGAAGAACAGACCGCAAAUGAAAGCCGGGGCCACGAGAUUGUUCAGACGGAGCCUGUACAGAGUGAUUGGCUGACACAUUACGACGAUUCAUUGGGAAAGUUGUUCUACAUCAAUCAAGUCACAGGACUCAGUAAAUAUGAGAAUCCAUCACUGAAUGACACUCAAGUACCGUGCUCUACGAACCUCACUAACAUAGCAGUCAGUGUUGUUUCAAAGAGAGGUCCUACUUCCCUCUCGACUCUUUACUCUGAGUGGAAUAACCCUGUCUUUGUACGACCACCUCAGGUUGCCGUUGAUGUGACAAGUUGCCAAGCCGAAGGCCUUGCUGUAAAAAUCCAUAACAUUAUCUUCCCCUAUCGCUUCACUAAGGAAAUGAUCCACUCAAUGAAGGUCAUUCAUCAAGUAGACAAGAAAUUUCUUGCCUGUCUCAUCAAUACCACAGAGUCCAGUGAAAAUGAGGAAAACCUUCUUGUACUCGUUGAUCAACAUGCAGCUCACGAAAGGGUUCGCUUAGAGGCGCUUGUAAACGAGUCUUAUGAGGAUGACUCGGACACACCAGGUAAAAAAAGACUCUGUGCAUCGCGUGUAAGUCCUCCCCUGGAGAUCCAUAUGACUGAAGAAGAGAUCAGACUGCUGAGGUUGUAUCAGCUUUCACUAAGAGACCUUGCUCUAGAAAUAAGCUUUCCUCAGACAGAACAGUCGUAUGUGCUUGUGGAGAAACUCCCAGCGUGUUUUGUAGAGAAAGAGAACACAGAAAAGCGACGUGGCCGACGAAGUGUAAUCAAGUCUAUUACAGAGGAAUACAUAAGAGAGCACAUUGAGGCUGUGCAGUCGACAGGAAGAGUAAAAGCCACUUUGCCUUUAACAGUCCACAAUGUCCUUGCUUCACAAGCAUGUCAUGGAGCAAUUAAGUUUAAUGAUGAGCUGAAUAAAGAGGAGUGCUGCAGUCUGGUGGCGUCCCUCUCGUCCUGUCAGCUGCCUUUCCAGUGUGCUCAUGGACGGCCCUCCAUUCUUCCUCUAGCCGAUCUUCUCCACUUAGAGGAGGAAAAGGACGUUCCCAAACCCAAUCUCAGAAAAUUGAGAAGAAUGUACAAGGCAUGGCAACUUUAUGACAAGAAUUGAUUUGAGCAACAAACAAAAAAAAUCUAUUUCACAGAGAAAACAACAUGGACUUUAAAGAUUUUAAUUAAAUUAUUUAUUUUUAUAUA
Messenger RNA from Clarias gariepinus (North African catfish), 4309 nucleotides. RefSeq names its product mutL homolog 3 (E. coli) (gene mlh3). Gene Ontology annotation, biological process: mismatch repair. The coding region runs from base 939 to 4223 and encodes 1094 amino acids. Gene Ontology annotation, cellular component: mismatch repair complex. The record is from RefSeq and is a predicted model, not a curated record. Gene Ontology annotation, molecular function: ATP binding; protein binding; ATP hydrolysis activity. Lineage: Eukaryota; Metazoa; Chordata; Actinopteri; Siluriformes; Clariidae. The transcript is spliced from 12 exons.